AUGCUCGUCUCUCUCACUGUCGGCAAGGUCGACGCCGGCGUUACUGUUCUUCUGACACCGGACAAGCGCUUGAUCGAAUUCCCAUCUAUCCUCCUCCCUCCCAACAUCUCGUCAGGCAGCAUCGUCGACAUCAACGUUUCGCAGAACGCGACCAAAGAAGCUGCUGCCGAUCGCGCAUUCCGUACCCUCCAAGAGAGCAUCUACAACUCAUUUGGCGCCUCCGAGCCUACAACCCCAGUGCUGCGGUGCCGCAAUGCCACCCAAACCUCGGUCGUUCUUGAGUGGGAUCCUAUUCAGCUUGCCACCGCCGACCUUAUUUCUUUGAGUCUCUACCGAAAUGGCCAGAAAGCUGGGAAUAUCCCUCGCCCAUUACAGAUGCACAGCACAAAGAUUAGCGGCCUCGCUGUUGAUACAGAGUAUACCUUCCACCUGGUCCUGCGCACAAGCGCCGGCACCUUCAUCAGUGAGCGCGUCUCCGUGAGGACACACAAAAUGACGGACCUAAGAGGUAUUACGAUUACUACCGGUAUUCUGCCUAGUGCCGUCAGGGACAGCUUGACAAAUGCGGUUGAGCGCAUCGGGGCCAAGAUUGUUGAUGGCGUCCGCAUUGACACGACGCAUUUUGUGACCACUGAGGGACGUGGGCAGCAAUGGGAGAAAGCUGUCGAGAGCAACAUUCCUGUCGUACGGCCCGAAUGGGUUGAGGCUUGCGAAAAGGGUGGCCGCAUCCUAGGUGUUACCAAAUUCUAUCUUGAUGCGAUGAAGCCAGGCCCCCCAGCCGAGGAAGCUUCACCUCCACCUCCUCCAGAGAAGGGGGAGAAGAGCCUACCCGUGCCCCCUGCUCACAACGGUGAGCAGGCAUCUUCAUCAGAUGAAAAGCUAGACGAGAAGGCCAAGGAGAAGGAGGAAGAGGACGUGCAAAGGAACGGCGGAAAGCAGAGCUCCAGCGGUAGUAGCACUGAAAGCGGAGAAGAAGAAGAAGUCGAGAUUGAGCAAAAGACGAAGACGUCGCCACAAGAGGAACAAAAGGUGCGAUUCGAGGACAAAGAGGAGCAGAAGGUUGCCCUACGACCCGCCAAUAAUGGUGAAUCAAGUAAACCCGAACGCGAUGAUAAGCAAGAAGCGUCAGAUGGCGACGCAGAGGAUGAGUCAAACGCGAAGACCGCACCUACACCAGAUGGAGCAUCCUUCCAGGAAGUGGAGCUAUAG
Molecule: messenger RNA, 1209 nt
Organism: Fusarium subglutinans
Lineage: Eukaryota; Fungi; Ascomycota; Sordariomycetes; Hypocreales; Nectriaceae
Product: chitin biosynthesis CHS5
Exons: 2
Coding region: 1-1209 (402 amino acids)
Biological process (GO): Golgi to plasma membrane transport; conjugation with cellular fusion
Cellular component (GO): exomer complex; trans-Golgi network
Molecular function (GO): protein dimerization activity
Source: RefSeq, a predicted model, not a curated record